CUGAGCACUUUCAAGCGGAGGUUUUGGCCCGGAAAGUACAUCGAUUAAGCACGUCAUAGCACGGAUCAGAUUACAAUCAUGGAUCACUCAAUGAUGGACCACUCACAGAUGGACCACGAUAUGCCGAUGGACGAUAUGUGCUCGAUGAACAUGCUUCUAUCGUGGGAUUAUCACAACCUAUGCCUGCUAUCGUCGUCAUGGCACAUCAAGACGCUUCUGCAGUUCAUUGUAUCCCUACUGCUCGUUGUUGUUCUCUGUGUUGGCUUCGAAGCCCUCCGUGCCAAGGUGACAAAGAAGCAAAGAGAGGAGAGGGGGAUUGCUAUCAGUGACGAGGGAAUUGAAGAUACUAACACCAACAUUCAAGGGAAUGGCUGGACCAAGUCCGUUGGAUAUGGCCUUGUUGUUGGCUACAGCUACAUCAUCAUGUUGAUCUUCAUGAGCUACAACGCAUGGGUCAUGCUGGCCGUUGUUGUCGGUGCCACGCUUGGACAUCACAUCUUCCACGGCGAGCCAAGAGACACUAUGGCGUGCCAUUAAGUGAUAAUAUUCUCCAUUAUUAAAUCCAUUAUUAACAUACUUGCUGUGAUCGUUGUAGCCUCACCUUAUAGACUUCUUUGUCUUCUGUAUCGUUGACCCGUGUACUCUUGUCCAGUCGAUGCUCUUGUCCAAAGCUUCGUCAAUUUCCCCUACACACACCACCAAAUCACCGCGUAUGACAAACAGCCCCAGCUCGUCGAUUAUACUCUCACCUUCUUCAGCAGGAACUAUCACCCUCUCCUGCGUAUCUGAUAGUAUGAGGUUUGUUGAAUGGUCAUAUCCUUCGAGCACACCGACAAAGAACCGCCCGUCAGACGUCAGAACAGCAACC
This is a messenger RNA of Williopsis jadinii, 868 nucleotides long. RefSeq names its product low-affinity Cu transporter (gene CTR2). Lineage: Eukaryota; Fungi; Ascomycota; Saccharomycetes; Phaffomycetales; Wickerhamomycetaceae. The transcript has 3 exons. Bases 79 to 537 code for a protein of 152 amino acids. Gene Ontology annotation, cellular component: membrane. Gene Ontology annotation, biological process: copper ion transmembrane transport. Gene Ontology annotation, molecular function: copper ion transmembrane transporter activity. The record is from RefSeq and is a predicted model, not a curated record.